Molecule: messenger RNA, 684 nt
Organism: Brassica rapa (field mustard)
Lineage: Eukaryota; Viridiplantae; Streptophyta; Magnoliopsida; Brassicales; Brassicaceae
Biological process (GO): double fertilization forming a zygote and endosperm; regulation of double fertilization forming a zygote and endosperm; regulation of protein localization to cell surface
Cellular component (GO): vesicle; extracellular region
Source: RefSeq, a predicted model, not a curated record
AAAAGAAACAAACUGUCAACCUUUAUUUCGGGAUCAUCCCAAGAGUGCCUACGUUAAUUCACAAAGAACCUUUCACAGAAUAUGCAAUGUAAUGAAAUUUCACAUUUGUUUUCCAUCCUAUAUAAACCCGACCAGUAACUACUACUGAUUCAUAUCAGAUAAUUUACACAACUAUAUAACUCAUUUCAAUUCUCUUAUCAAAGAUGUGGAUCAACAAGUUUUUCUUCCUUCUUCCAGUUGUAUGCAUGGCCGUGUUCAGUACAGCUCAAACGGUUCCUUCGCAACCUCCACAGGACCCAUCAGAUUGUUUGUCAUCGCUGGAAACUAUCCCGGACUGCAUUCCAGAGAUAUUCAGAUCGAUAAUAAGUGGACAGAUCGGGAGUAUUGGACACUCUUGCUGCCAUGCCUUUUUGGGUAUCAGUACCGAAUGUGCCUCCCAUGUGUUUGUCUUCGCUCCCUUCUUCCCUCCGACUCUAAGGGAUCAUUGUUCGCGACAUUACUAGUGCCUAACUCCUUUCGAGUCUUUGUCUCAAGGGGUUUAUUUUUAUCAUUCUGCAUGUUCUAAGGCCAUACAUAAUGUUUCUGCUUAAUAGAAAAACAACAACUCCUUAUUAGACAUAAAUAUUAACUUCCAUGUAAACACUCCGACCAUCUUUAUCCAUAUAUAUUUCUUGUUAAUAUAAA